Messenger RNA from Boleophthalmus pectinirostris (great blue-spotted mudskipper), 2046 nucleotides. Its product is annotated as solute carrier family 22 member 13. Gene Ontology annotation, biological process: transmembrane transport. The coding region runs from base 108 to 1718 and encodes 536 amino acids. The transcript is spliced from 10 exons. NCBI's taxonomy places the organism in Eukaryota, Metazoa, Chordata, Actinopteri, Gobiiformes, Gobiidae. Gene Ontology annotation, molecular function: transmembrane transporter activity. Gene Ontology annotation, cellular component: membrane. The record is from RefSeq and is a predicted model, not a curated record.
UGGACGAACCAUCACGUGGGAUUUGAUUUACCUUAUUUACCUUCUCGGGAAAGCAAGUGCUUGACGGGCAGUUGUGGUCGAGCCAAUCCUCCAGAACAGAACCAAAAAUGAAUUUUGACCAGAUCCUAGCCGCUGUUGGAGGGUUCGGAAAAUACCAGAAGAUUUUGUAUAUAUGGAUAUGUUUACCAAAUGUGCUGCUUGCUUUCCAUAUGAUGGUGAGCAUCUUUACUGGAGCCACGCCGCCACAUCUAUGUCGAGACAGCCUUGACCCGGUUGCGCGCAACGGGACAUUUGACUACACUCCGCUUAUUCUUAACUCCAGCGAGGAUUCGUGUUCCUGGUCGGAGAGGUCUCUGCAGGACAACCGUUCAGCUCCCCUGCGGUGCGUGCACGGAUGGGUUUACAGCAAUGAGACAUUCCAAAGCACCACAGUCACUGAGUGGGACUUGGUGUGUGAAAAUGCCCGGCUGAACAGUAUUGGCUCAUCCAUUUACAUGUUUGGGUUGUUGGUGGGAUCAGUGGUGUUUGGAUCUCUUGCAGACAGGUAUGGCAGGCGCCUCAUCCUGCUGCUGUCCAUUGCACUCCAGACAGUGUUUGGAGUGGCUGUGGCCUUCGCACCAAACUUCACUGUUUAUGUGAUGCUUCGCUUUGUUGUUGGUGCAACAAUAUCCGGAGUCAUCAUAAAUGCUUUUGUACUUGGUACUGAGUGGACAUGCACCAAAAGACGCAUGCUGGCUGGCAUCACCACCGACUAUGCCUUUGGUCUGGGCUACAUGAUGAUAGCAGGCAUAGCUUACCUUAUACGAGACUGGAGAAAGUUACAACUGGCAAUAUCGGCCCCUGGCUUCCUGCUUAUUUUCUAUAUAUGGGUGCUUCCCCAGUCCGCCAGGUGGUUGUUGGCCAACAACAGAAAAGACGAGGCCAUUGCACUGCUCCGCAAGGCUGCACUAGUGAACGGCCGGGAGUUACCCCCCACACUGCAAGUGGAAAAAUGUGAGGUUGGAGGUGGAAGCAAGCACCGUCACACAGCACUGGACCUUGUGCGUACUCCUAAGAUGAGAAAACGAGCCCUCAUCCUGUUUUACAUCUGGUUUGUGAAUGUGCUGGUGUAUUACGGCCUCUCAUUGGGAGUCUCCAGACUGGGCACAAACCUAUAUCUGACUCAGUUUGUGUUUGGCCUGGUUGAAAUUCCAGCUCGCUCCAUAGUUCUGUUUGUCCUCCCAUUCAGCCGCCGCUUUUCUCAGAGUGGUUUUCUGGCUGUUGGAGGACUAGCCUGUCUUUUCAUGCUAGCUGUUCCUGCAGAUCAAUCCAACAUGUUAACUGGUCUUGCCAUGGUGGGAAAAUUUGGGAUCACCGCUUCUUUUGCUGUAGUCUAUGUGUACACUGCAGAAAUAUUCCCAACUGUCCUUCGCCAAACAGGGAUUGGUGUGUCUAGCAUGUUUGCCAGAAUGGGUGGUGUUUUGGCACCUAUUAUUAAUAUGAUCCACAGCCAUAGUCCCACCACGCCGCUGGUUAUUUUUGGGACUGCGCCUGUGCUCGGAGCUGUGCUGGCUCUGAUGCUGCCUGAAACUGCUGACAAACCUCUACCAGACACUGUGGAAGAUGUGGAGAACUGGAACACAAGAACACCAGCUGACAUUGAAAAACUUAAAGUACCAGCUGAUAUGUGUGAAUUAACAGACAAGACAGGGGAACAUCAUCUUAGAAGCAAUAUGUAGAAUAUUGCUUUUUUACAUUUCAUUAAAAGAAAAGGCUGAACCAACUUCAAACAUUUAUCACACUGCACUCUAUGCAAUACAUUCUAUGCAAUAACCAUGUUUUUUUAUCCAACUUAUCCACUGAAAGAACAAGCACAAGGAAUGACUGUCUUUUCUGAUGCCAAGCUGGUUUUAUAAUAAUAUUCUUGUUACUGAUUAAAAACACUCAGUAUUUGUCGGUUUACAGUUUCAUUAUUUUAAGCCUUUUGUUCCAUUUCUGCUGAUAGGUUCAUUACAUGUACCUUUUGUGCCAAUGUUGAUGAUAUUGGACAAGGGAGAGAAAACAAGU